Molecule: messenger RNA, 1639 nt
Organism: Oryzias latipes (Japanese medaka)
Lineage: Eukaryota; Metazoa; Chordata; Actinopteri; Beloniformes; Adrianichthyidae
Gene: fgf20b
Product: fibroblast growth factor 20b
Molecular function (GO): growth factor activity
Source: RefSeq, marked provisional
CUUUGAGCUCAGCCCUCCAAGAGCGCCUUCACCUGGCUGCGCCGCAGUGCUCACUCAGCUCUACAGCAAACUCAAUCUGCAUCUCGUGCGUGGCUCCAAUCACGCGUCACCCGCUACAGGGUGAACAGGUAUGCGCGAAAAAUGCAGCCCACUUCCAGCUGAUGAAGACGGCGAGCGCGCACAGGUCGCUAGAAGAACCAGCAGAGGUGGAGAAAUCUGUGCGUCUUUUCGCUUCGGGGACAUGUGCUAAGUAACCGAGGAGGCGGGGGUGGGGGGGUGUAUCAACAUGCACUAAAGGAGAAAUCUGACAACCAGGUACAAGAGCGCUCCGUCCGACCGGACCUUCUUUCUGAACUUUACCCGCCGAGCUUUGGCGCGAUGGCCGCGGCUCCCGCUGCAACUCUGGGGGAAGUUGGAGGCGUCCUGCAUGGCAUCCACGGUGUCGCUCAGGUGGCGUCCCACUUCUUCCUGACACCUCCGGGGGACAGCCCGACUCUCCUGGGCGAGCACCUUUUACCUGGGGACAAGCUGUACCAGAGCAACCAGGCGGAUUUGACGCACCUGAAAGGCACUCUGAGGAGGAGGCAGCUCUACUGCAGAACUGGGUUUCACCUGCAAAUACUUCCGGAUGGUACAGUGCAGGGGACGAGGAGGGACCACAACCGCUUUGGUAUUUUGGAAUUCAUAAGCGUUGCUGCAGGAUUGAUAAGCAUUAGAGGUGUGGACAGUGGGCUUUACCUGGGGAUGAACGACAAAGGAGAGUUGUACGGCUCUGAAAGGCUCACCGCUGAAUGUGUCUUCAAGGAGACGUUUGAGGAGAACUGGUAUAACACCUACGCUUCCAACCUUUACAAACACAGAGACAAAGAACCUUAUUUUGUGGGAUUAAAUAAAGAUGGGACGCCGAGGAACGGGACUAAAUCCAAGCGGCACCAGAAAUUCACGCACUUCUUGCCCAGGUUUGUGGACCCUGAUCGCGUGCCAGAGCUGUACAGGGAUAUCCUGGGACACAGCUGAGACACGGAGACCCGCUGGUUCAGAUCAGGAAAAAGCUGCCUAAAGCCCUGGCAGGCGAGGAGGAGAAGAGAGGGACGCAGGCGGCGAUGAGGCCGACGCAGGCUGGUGGACAGCAGGCCAACCGGCAGGGAUAAAGGCACCGGGGCCUCUUGUAGGAAUGCAUGGGGCCAUCUCUCGGCAGCCACGAAGACAGGCUAGAUUGUCUUUGCAUGAGGGGCUCGUUUGUUUCUGAGACCGGACUCAAAGGGACUGUGUGGAAAUGGAUACAAAUGGGAAACAGAGCUGAGGGGCUGCGGAGCAUCUCCUCUGUUGUCUGCUGAACUGAGACGUCAGCUGGCAUGGAGCGGUGGGAACCUGUAAUAUUCCCACAAUGUUCCCAAGGUGCUCUGACAGGGAGCCAUCGUUUGUUUAGAAGGACUUUGAAGGAAUUUUCUUGUUUUUUCCUUUUACCUGUAUGGAGAACUGUGUGGAAACAAAGUAUAGACGUUUAUUUAUUCAUUUCAAAUACAUGUAUUUAUGCUAUAUAUUUAUUUAUUUGAGAAUAUAUUUUUACAUGUACCCUGAAACAUAGAAACACCACUAGAAACUGUAUCCACUAUAUAAAAAUUGUACUUUUUUAUAC